Drosophila eugracilis is the source of this 862-nucleotide messenger RNA. RefSeq lists its product as uncharacterized. The coding region runs from base 23 to 784 and encodes 253 amino acids. Lineage: Eukaryota; Metazoa; Arthropoda; Insecta; Diptera; Drosophilidae. The record is from RefSeq and is a predicted model, not a curated record. The transcript has a single exon.
GCAGUCGCCUCUACGUGGAAUAAUGGAACCAGAACUUAGUCCCAGAUAUUCACCGAAACUACGCAAUUACGGAGACCACUUAUCUCAUAGUACUCGGAAACAGGAACGACAGGAGGAAAAAGGUGGGGAAGAUUUUAUUCUCUACAAGAACUUGACUUUUGGAGAGCCUCCAUCAAGUAAAAGUGAGCAUGGUGGCGAUGAUGGUAAUAAGCAAAAAACAACAUUCCAAAGCAACCACCAAAAUCAUAAGAAAGAUUCUAAAAACUAUCUUGAAGCAGCUAAGGCUCAAUGCCAUGCUGCUGGUGAACGGUUCCAGCGGCAGCUUGUUCAUUCUAGCGAAAGUUCAUCCUCCAAGAACACCAAGUCAAAACUCUCCAAAGUAACCGUGAUCAGUGCAAAGAGCGGCGACGACCUCAGAGCAGCAGUUAGAUUGCAAAUAGAAGAGCAGGAAGCAUUACACAAGUUAUCGAUGAUGGAGAAACGUAGAAAGGAAGAAGUAGAACCAGAUGGCAAAAAUAUCAACCAGAAAUUAGAUCCAAAGCCUGAGGAUGUGCUUAAACCCCAUUUAAAUUCAGACGACCUGCAACAUAUUGACUGCAGUAUUAGUUCCGAUGAUCUAGUUUGCACCAAAGUUAUUGAGCCUAUGAUGAGAAAAAUUCAACGGAUGUACCUUUACACUUUAAAGGAGGAAAUGUCCCUAAUGGAUUAUUUGGGUACGGUACCGAAAUUGGUAAGGGACAUUUAUAAGCAAGAGCCUGCUGAAAAGGAUGAAAAAAAGAUCUAGGGAAUUACUGGAAUUAAUUUUAACUUUAUUUAUUAAUGAUUUGUAUAUUUUGUAUAUUCCAAUGAUGGGGAAAUUAUU